AACAUAAAACGAAUGAAUCAACAAGUUCACCAAGCAUUUGUUGGAAAGCAAUUAAAAUUUGCGCGCUCUCUGAUUGAAUUACGGUUUUAAAUUAAUUUUAAUAUUUGUGAAUAGCAACAACAACAACAACAAUUACAGUUACAGUUAUAGUUACAGUUACAUUCUGCACGCAAGUAAAUAUUGGAAUUCAAAAAAGUACAGUACGCUCGGCUGCUAUUUUCGGUUCUUACGGAGAAGAUAUAAAGAGAGGACAUUAUAAAUAAAUAAUAUGUCGUGGACUUUGCUGAUUAUUGUGCGAAUUUUAAUAGCAAUAACUUUGAUUAAUAAUAAUUUCCCAAUGGUGAAGUCUGCGGCAGUAAUGGCAGAAAUAUCUACGGCUUAUGACAAUGAAAAUGAAAUGAAUGAUCAAGUACCGUUAGAUGAAAAACGUGCUUGGAAUUCGUUACGGAAUAUGUUUCGGGGAAAUCGAAUUCCACAGAUAGAUGAAAAUCUUGGUUAUGCUAUUUUAAAUGAAAAACGUUUAUGGAAAAAUUUCGAAGGUUCAUGGGAAAAGCCCGGUCAAUUGAAUAGUGAAGAGAAGCUCUUAUAUUCUAGUGCUACUACUAAUCCUGAGAGUAAAUUGCAAACGGCUUAUCUAACUAAUGCGGCAAUUUUAGAUCAAUUAGUCAGCGAAUUAAAUUCCAGCGAGGAUGUAGAUGAUGCUAACAAUAUGUUGACUGAGAAACGUGCUUGGAAGGCUUUGAAUGUAGCAUGGGGUAAAAGACGCAAUUCUCCGACUUGGAACAAAUUUCGUGGUGCUUGGGGUAAACGUGAGCCCAACUGGAGCAAUUUGAAAGGCAUGUGGGGAAAACGGUCAAAAAAUUGGCAGAAAUUACAAGGAACUUGGGGCAAACGUACUUCACGAUACCAUGAUGUGAAUUAAAUUUAUUUACCUUUGCUUCGAUGUAAUUGUGAUGAAAGUCAAUUUUAUUUUUUACUCUUCAUGUAUAAACUCACUAAAUACUAAAUCAAUUAGAUUGCAAAGUUCAGGUCAAUUAAACUGAUCUGGUUCCUAUAAACGUUACUGAUUUACUCAUAAAAUUCAUUUAUAUAUUUUAUUAAUUUAUAUUAUAUAAGCAACAAAAUGCAUAUGUAGU
Messenger RNA from Glossina fuscipes, 1136 nucleotides. RefSeq names its product allatostatins MIP (gene Mip). The transcript is spliced from 3 exons. Bases 269 to 922 code for a protein of 217 amino acids. The record is from RefSeq and is a predicted model, not a curated record. NCBI's taxonomy places the organism in Eukaryota, Metazoa, Arthropoda, Insecta, Diptera, Glossinidae.